CAGCAGCUGUCCUCCAGCCGCUUGUCCAGACUUUGAAUUGCCCAGACCAUCAUUCCGCGGCAUACUGCUUAUGGAGAUGCUAUGAAGAUUCGUCUGAAGGGAGCGAGCUGAGCGCAGAAGCGAGUGAAUCAAUUUGUAUAUUAAUGCCGGAACGACCACUAUAAAGUAUCAUUAUCAACAUCGAAGUCUACCAAGCCCACAUCAACAUUCCCGUCGACCUCCAACGCGUCCGCCGCAUUCGAAGCUACAGUCAUCAGAGCAAUCAUGAUCUUCCAAAACCUGUUCCUGGCUGCGAGCAUAGCCUCCGUCGCGACUGCUGCUAGCUACCACUGCAGAACCGAUGGAGCCGGAAGACGCGAAUUCCAGAUCACUGUUGCUCAGGCUGAUAAUGCCAUCGCCGCGGGCGGCACCACCACCGGAGGUUCAGGGUUCCCUCACGACUACUACGGUCUGUCCGGCGGCGGUGGGCGUGUGGUGUUUCAAGGUGCGGACGCGCGCUGCAACCAAGCCCAGCCCAAUCCCUCUCUCUUGUUGGAGUACCCUGUCUUCCCGGACGGUCGCGUUUAUGAUAAGAAUGCCAACCGACGUGGAGGUGGUACCCCGACUCCGGCGCGUGUGGUCUACUUGAAGGAAGGCAGCAUUCUGUGUGGUGUCAUGACACACGUUAUUGAGACCCCAGACGGCAAUGGCUCUGGGGACUUCCGCGUCUGCAGCUACUUUUAGAUAUCUCGAAUGUGAGCAUCUUGUUGAUAGAUCCUCAGGGCAUCUAGGUAGCAAAAACGCCUGGGAAAUUUCGACCUUGGCUUUUCCAAUACGAUACAAGAUUAGAUGCACGAUGUCUCUCGAGAUCGUCGCAAAUAUCUUUGUCUUUAGUGUGCACAUCGAAGC
Messenger RNA from Dissoconium aciculare CBS 342.82, 888 nucleotides. RefSeq lists its product as uncharacterized. The transcript is spliced from 3 exons. Gene Ontology annotation, molecular function: RNA nuclease activity; RNA binding. NCBI's taxonomy places the organism in Eukaryota, Fungi, Ascomycota, Dothideomycetes, Mycosphaerellales, Dissoconiaceae. The record is from RefSeq and is a predicted model, not a curated record. Bases 265 to 723 code for a protein of 152 amino acids.